Messenger RNA from Ostrea edulis (European flat oyster), 4327 nucleotides. RefSeq names its product alpha-(1,3)-fucosyltransferase 10-like. The record is from RefSeq and is a predicted model, not a curated record. The transcript is spliced from 6 exons. Gene Ontology annotation, molecular function: alpha-(1->3)-fucosyltransferase activity. Lineage: Eukaryota; Metazoa; Mollusca; Bivalvia; Ostreida; Ostreidae. Bases 97 to 1527 code for a protein of 476 amino acids. Gene Ontology annotation, cellular component: membrane.
AUUAAAUCUUUUUACUGGUUCGUCGGAAAGGACCAGUUUAAUAGGCAACACCGGCUGACGAUACUUCUUGUAUUCUUAUGUAGAUAUUAUGUGUUUAUGAAUUUUGAUAGGAUGCGAAUCAAAACUGCAUUUAAACUGUUCUUGUUAUGUUUUGUUUUCGUGUUCAUCGCUAUUUUCAUUUCGAUGAUAUUAUUUAGUGGUGAGGAUUUUGAUGGUGGCAACAGUAUUUUCCAAUCAUUUUAUGAAGAUCCAGCCGAAUUAAAUCCAGAUGAGGAGAAAAGAAAAUCGCAAGAAAGAAUAACCGAGCCUAUAAUACUAUGGUGGACUCCAUUUACUGGUGAACCUGGAAAAUACAAGAAGUGUGGAAACGUCAAGUGUUUUUUCACAGUCAAUAGGCAUUACAGGAAUAACCCUCAGACAAAGGUGUUUAUGUUUUAUGGAACAGAUUUUAAAUAUUUUGAUUUACCACUUCCAAGAAAACCACAUCAUGAGUGGGCCCUUCUUCACGAGGAAUCUCCAAAAAACAAUUUCAUAUUAUCCUUUGAAGAUGUUGUGACAUUAUUCAACCACACCAGCACAUUUAGGAGAGAAUCUGAUUACCCCAUUACAACACAGUACAUAGACAGUGCAGCCUGGUUAUUCAGCUCCAUGUUCCAUCUGUCAGCCAAAGAAAAGACAGAGCAAUCCAAAUCCCUAAAUUUAUCCCCCAUGAUUUAUGCACACAGUGAUUGUGGUACCCCAUCAGACAGAGAUGGCUACAUACAUAAAUUGAUGAAAUACAUAAAUAUUGAUUCAUAUGGUUCAUGCCUUCACAACAAAAAUUUACCAGACCAUCUCAGGGAUCCAUUGAAAGGCAUGUUUCAUGAUGAUUUCUAUAAACUCAUAUCCAAAUAUAAGUUUGCUGCUGCAAUGGAAAAUGGAAUAUGUAAUGACUAUGUGACAGAGAAACUGUGGCGACCUCUGUUUGUAGGAACAAUUCCCAUUGUCAUGGGUUCUCCAACAAUCAAAGAUUUACUCCCUUCCAAUAAAUCUGCUAUCAUUGUGGAUGACUUUGAUUCUGUGGAGGAUCUGGCAAAAUAUCUCAAAUUUUUGGAUGAGAAUGAUGAGGAAUAUGACAAAUAUUUUGAAUGGAAGAAAACAGGAAUAACAAAUCAACAUUUACUGAAUAUUCUGAAAGAAAGAGAAUGGUCAAUUAAUGACUAUAACAGCAAUAAUGCAAUUAACUUUAUCGAUGGAUUUGAAUGUUUUGUUUGUAAACGAAUUCAUGAAAAUAUUCAACGAGAGAAAAAAGGGGGAAAAAAGUUAAAAUUUCAGGCAACUGUUGAUCAUUAUGGUUGCCCAGCACCUUCUAAAUUUGAUGAAAAUGGAAAAAGGACUUUAAAGAAUGAUGACUGGGAUUAUGAAUAUCUUCACAGUAAAUAUUAUGCUAAAGCUUUAAGGUAUCAUCUAGAAAUGAAUAAAAAUAUUGAUCGCAAUAGCAUAGCCAGUACUGCGAAUCGGUUCAGAGCAGCAGGGGAUCUCAGGUGACAAUGAAUGUUAAAUAGUUUUCUCUGUUUUUGUUUCAAAAAUCAUUAUUUAGAUCUAGUCUCUUUUAUCUAUUUUCUUGAUUUUUUUUUUUAUAACAAAAAGUUAAAUCAAAGAAGAAUGUUAAAGAGUUUUGUUCACUGUCCUGUUUACAAUGUAAUAGAGUUUCUUUUUAUUUAUACAAGAGGCCUCUUAACUCUGGACAUUUUACUUUUACAAUUUUGUUGGACUCAUAUAGUGUAGGAAUUUAUUUCUUAUUUGUUAUUUCCAUGUAAUAUGCAGGUCAGACAAACUUUUAUACUUCUUUCAGUAUUCAUUAAUUGUUAUGGAACUGAUUUCACUUGGGUCAUAUUUGGCCAUGUAACUUUUUAAAGAAAAAUUUGAUAUUGGGUUUUCAGUUUUAGAAACACUUGAUCACUCACACCAAGAUAUAUACAUGUGUAUGUGAUGGCGUGACUGCUAUAUUAUUUGCGCUGUGGUUAAAAUUAAAAGUCAGAAUGCAAGAUUUUCAUUCAAAAUACAAAAAAUGUAAGAUACUUUACCAAUAUUUUGAAUAGGUCACAACCUGCAAUCCUUGUUAGUGCACCUCUAGUGAGCUUUUCUUAUCACCUUUUGUCUGGUGUUUGUUAACUUUUAAUAUUGUUUACUUCUUCAGAACCAAAAGGUUAAUUUAAAUCAAAUUUGCCUCAAUGCAUGCUUGGGUAUAAAAGAAGAUUCAAGUUUGUUCAAAUAAAGUGCCACACCCUUUUUAAAGUGGAGAUUAGUAAGAGUUAGUGAAAAUUUUGUGGCAUCUUUUAAAAUUGUUUGCCUCAAGAACCAUAGGGCCAAAUUCAAUCAAACUUGACACAAACCAUCCUUUGUUAAUGGGGAUUCAAGUUUGUUCAAGUGAAGGGCCAUGUUUCCUCCAAAAGGGAGAUAAUUUUUAAAAAUGCAAAAAUAGGGUGGGAUCAUUUAGAAUUCUGCUUUUUAAGAACCACAGGGCCAAAAAGUUAAAAUUUACAUGAAAGCCUCCUGACAUAAGAUAUAUUAAAAAAAUUUCAAGUCAUGGCCCCCAAGGGUUAGAAUGGGGCCACAAUAGGGUAUCAAAUUUUUUGUACAUGUGGAUAUAUAGGGGAUGUCUUCUCAUGAAUAAUAGGGCCAUGGUUAGUCAUAUUAAUAUGCAAAAAUCCCCAGGUAGUGCAGAUUCAAGUUUGUCCAAAUUGUGGUCCCUGGGAGUAGAAUGGGGCCACAAUAGAGGAUCAAACUUUUACAUGGGAAUCUAGCAAAAAAUCUUAAGGACAGCAGGGCUAUGGUUAGUCAUACUAGUAUUUAAGCAUCCUUAGGUAGUGCAUAUUUAAGUUUGCUCAAAUUGUGGCCCCCGGAAGUAUGGUAGGGCCACAAUAGGGGAUCAAAGUUUUACACAUGGGAAUCUUUAAAAAUCUUCAUCUCAUUAAUUGAUAUACAAGCAUCCCUACAUAUAUGUAGUGCAGGUUCAGUUUUAUUCAAAUCAUAACCCCCAGGGGUAUGGUUGUGCCACGAUAGCGGAGCAGAGUUUUACAUAAGAAUUUAUAGGAAAACAUCUUUAAAAUUCUUCAGCUCAACAACAACAGGGCCAUGGUUAGUGAUAUCGAUAUGCAAGCAUCUACAGGUAGUCUAAAUUCAUGUUUGUUCACAUCAGGAACCGUGAGGUUAGGGUGGGGCCACAAUAGGAGGUCAAAGUUUUAUAUGGGAAUAUACAUGAAAUUAAUAAAAAAAAAAUAAUUCUUUUCAAGAGUAGUAAGGUCGCAGUAAAUCAUAUUGAAAUGCAAAUGCCUCCAAGAGUGUAGGGGGGGGGGGUAUUGUUUUUGCCCUGUCUGUCCAAAACUUUAAGCUCACUCAUAACUUUUGAUUGGUGAAUGAUAUGAAACUCGUAUUUUGUAUGUUCAUUACUUGCGACAAGACCAUUUUUUGGGAUACCAAAGUUAUUGACAUUGGAGUUUGACCUACUUUUGAAAAAAACCUAAUCAAUAACCUAUUCAAUAUUUUUAAGGUUGAGCUUUCAUAUUUUGUAUAUGAAUAUCAUAUGGCUAGACCUUAUAUAUCACUAAUGUUAUGAUCUUAAUGUGACCUUGACCUUUUCCAGAACAGCAAGGUCAUAUUGGUAUUGAGACAUCCCCAUGUUGUGGGAAUUCGUGACCAUUUGGGGCUAGGUUUUGGGCCACAAUAUGGGGACAAAAUUGUCAUAGUAUUAAAGAUAUAAAAAAAUCUUUUAAGAUUAACAGCGGAACAACAGCAGAACCAUGGUGAGUGGUGACUCAGGUGAGCGAUGUGGUCCAUGGGCCUCUUGUUAAGACGUACAUUGACCGCUAUGGAUGUUUAUUAAUCGUGAAAUUGUUUUAUUUUAUAUUAGGCGUGUUUGUGUGUCACAAAUUUACAUCCUUUGUGUUAUAUAUAUAUAUAUACUUGCUGGUUACAAGUUUUCAUUCUAAAUGACACGUGAUGAAGAAAUGCUUUAUAAUAGCGUCUCUACCAGGCCAUUUUCUGUAUAAAGUAACCUACAUGUCUUGUAAGUCUUUCUAAAUCCAGUAGAAUUGCUUCGCAUUGUAAAAUUGUAGUAGAAUUUCACAGAUCCAAUGUUUAAAUCCGCAAUCCUUUUUUUAUAUGCUUAAUAUAUUUAUUUAUUAUUGUUUUUAUAUUUUGGAGUAUUUCAUAAAUUGAAAUGCAUUACGUGCAUAUAUCUAGUCAGAGUGUGUACGUCAAGUUAAAUGUGUUUCAGUGUAAUAUGUAAUAACCUUAAAUUUGCACGUAUACCUGAAAGCAAUAAACUGUAACUGACGGUUGGUUG